Messenger RNA from Prunus armeniaca (apricot), 2682 nucleotides. NCBI's taxonomy places the organism in Eukaryota, Viridiplantae, Streptophyta, Magnoliopsida, Rosales, Rosaceae. The record is from the annotation of a GenBank genome assembly.
AUGAAUGGAACAACGCUAACACCGCAGGCGGUGGUGAACAAUUUAGUGAGUCUGAACGCAGGCGGCGUUGGGCAGCAGCAACUCUCGGCUUCGCUCGUCAACUCCUACCGAGUCGCCGCCGUGGCUGAGCGCUUGGCUGCUCACGUCAAAUCUGGCUACCGUGGUGAGGCCAUGGAGUUCUUCAAUCUCUGCCUUUCCCUUUCCAGAGGCAUUGAUUAUGCCGUUGCAAACAAUGAGGUUCCGACGAUAGCCCACGAUUUGCCUGCGUUGUUGAAGCAGAUAUGCCAGCGUAGGAGUGACAAAGUAUUGGAAGCUGCUAUCAUGGUGCUGAUGAUCUCUGUUAAGAAUGCUUGUAAGACUGGAUGGUUUUCAGAAAAGGAGACUGAAGAACUAUUUUCUCUAGCUAAUGAGACAGGGAGUAGCUUCUGGCUCCCAGGAGAUUUUAAAACUGGACCUAGCUGUUGUCUCUCUACUGUGGACACAAUAAUGAAAAGAUAUUAUCCACUGAUGAAUAUGGGCCAGAUACUUGCCUCUCUCGAAGUCAAGCCUGGAUAUGGAACGUACGUGCUUGAUUUCCAUAUUUCAAAGAGUACAGUAUAUACUCCUCAAGAAAAAAUUCGGUUAUUUGUCGCACAAACAGAUAAUAUAGAGACAUCUGCGUGUAUUAUAAGUCCGCCACAAGUGAACUUUCUUCUAAAUGGAAAGGGAGUAGAUAGAAGGACAAACAUUUUAAUGGAUACUGGACCGCAGAUGCCAUCAGUUGUGACUGGAAUGCUUAAAUUUGGAUCAAACCUUCUUCAAGCUGUGGGCCAGUUCAAUGGUCACUAUAUCAUAGUGGUUGCCUUUAUGCGCAUCACAUCAUCACCUGACACUUCAACACUGAAAGAUUAUACUCAGCCCAUUGUACCUCUGUCAGAUUCAGAUUCUGAUAUAAUCGAAGGGCCAUCAAGAAUAUCUCUCAAUUGUCCCAUAAGCUAUACACGUAUCAAAACUCCUGUCAAAGGUCGAUUGUGCAAACAUCUUCAAUGUUUCGACUUCAGUAACUUUGUUGGUAUAAAUUUAAGACGACCUUCAUGGCGCUGCCCCCACUGUAAUCAGUAUGUCUGCUUUUUGGACAUUUGUGUUGAUCAAAAUAUGAUUAAGGUCCUGAGAGAGGUAGGAAAGAAUGUUGCUGAAGUAAUAAUCUCCAUGGAUGGAUCAUGGAAAGCUGUACUGGAGAAUGAUGAUGAUGUGGACCGGGCAUAUGAUAAGGGCCUUCCAAAAGAAAGCUCUCAGCAGGAAGAAUCUACCCGUGUCUCAACUGCACUUCCUAAUGUUCUGGAUCUUACUGAGGACGAUACUGAGAUGGACACUGUGAGUGCUUGCGAAACCGAAGACGUGAAACCUUUGAGCAACACAAACAGGGUUAAUCAAACUGUUGCUGCUCAUUUAGAGGAUGACUUUUGGUCUGGAAUUUACUUUGCUAAUGGUUCGUUGGCCUCUGGUAUAAGGUCAGACACGCAAAUGGGUGGUGUUAUUCCUCACACUGGUCCUGCAAAUUUACAGUCGCCUGUGUUGACUGAUGCUGUUUCUCCUGCACUCGAUCGAGGAACUGAGAGUCAUUUGACCACUGAUCUUGUGGCGUCUGCAAUGCAUCAAUUUUCUUCUCCCAAUAAUUUUCAGUGGCAACAGUCACAGUUUGCAAGUUCAGCUGCUAACAAUGAGUAUGGGAGAUUUGCAUCACAGAGAGUAUUACCCAGGACUCCAACGGCAGUUCAGGCCCUCCCUGCACAGUCCCAGGGACCAGGUUUGCAACAAAGACCAAGAACUAGUUGGAAUUCCUCAACUCCCUCUAGUGCCUCUCUUAGUUCUCAGGUUGGACAAUCUAACACACCCUCAGCAAAUUGUGCCAAUGCAGUAUGUAGUGAUUUGGAAAGGCAGCAACACUUUUCUAGGCCCCGAAUGAAUCCGCUUCAAGUGUCAAACAUUGCUUCAUCUUCACUGCAACAUCCCUCACAAACUACACAGAACUGGGAUCGUCAAGACCAGUCCUUCAUUCACGGGCAAUCUGUCCAACAGGUUGUUGGCCUUCCAGUUCCGAGUCAACUGCAAAGUGCUAACAGAGCAUCUCCUGGGCUCAUGGACUUCCAGAAUGCACACUUACAGCAAGCUUUUAAUAAUGCAAGGACUCCCCAGACUAUGGGUCAGUCUUCAAGCUCCAUUCGAUCAUCUUCACAUCUCUCACGGGCACAUAUCCAACAAGGAAAUGCACAAGUUGGGACUGGUCAAACAUCAAGUUCUUUAAACAACCAACAGAGGUUCAUGGCUGGUGCUCACCUAGCUGCGAUGAUGGCCAGGCAGUCUCCAUCCAUGCCAGUUCAAAAUCAAACUCAGAGAACCAGGCCAUCUUUGCCAGUAAACGUAGGAGGUACGAUGCAAGCAGUUUCUGGGGCUGAUGGAUCGGUGGAUUUGUCAUCUGAGCAGAACUGGCGACCAACAGGUCGUAUGCGCGGAAGUCUAUCAGGUCGGGCUUACAGUGCUGCUUUCAACCAGUUCAUAAUAGCGCCAACCCAACCCACUCAAGCGGCGAGACCUCCACCAAAUCUGACAUCUCCACCACCUGUUGUUCCGUCCCAACCACAGACAUUGAUUGGCAAUAUGAGCGCUCAGGUUCCUCAAACGCAUAAUAGUCAUCCUCAAUAG